This is a messenger RNA of Malaya genurostris, 4511 nucleotides long. RefSeq lists its product as uncharacterized. The transcript is spliced from 9 exons. The coding region runs from base 1595 to 3256 and encodes 553 amino acids. The record is from RefSeq and is a predicted model, not a curated record. NCBI's taxonomy places the organism in Eukaryota, Metazoa, Arthropoda, Insecta, Diptera, Culicidae.
ACAAGCCUGUGUGAGUCGUGUUGGGGCCUUCGGUCAGCCUACAUGUGCUUUUGUGUCUGGUGGGUUGAUUUAAUUUUGCUGCUCGUUUGCUUGCCGGACGCCUGCUCUAUUGUUUGGUGCCACAUAAUUUCACAGUGCUUGUUGUCUGCUUUGAAUGGGAAAGAAGACGGUCUAUUUUCCACUUUAGAAUUCGUCGCAACCGCUUCCGGUCUUUGUUUUCAUUUGUACGGAUUGAAUUCUCACUUCAGAGAAACGUGUUGCAGUAAGGAUAUAGAAGCUGUACAAUUUCCCUUGUUUGGUGCCUGUGUCGUUGAUUUAUGAAGCAAUAACAUCAAAAUGUAAGGAUUCAAUUCAUGGAAUAACAUCAAAAUGUGCUUUAAAUCGAUCACAAAGCCAACCUGCAUGAAAAACAGGAAGAGGAAGUGGAACUAAACAAAGUUAUAAUAGUGGCAAGCAGUAUUGGGGGUGUGUGACGAACAAGUGUGUGCAGAUGAGAUCUUGAUAUUUUUAACCCAUGCUAAGACGAGUAGCUUGUGUGAUGUGAGACGCAAGAAAAAGUGCAAUUUAUUUCAUGCUCAUAUCAGUUAUGUUGUUUGGUAAGGAUAUAUGAGAAAUAAAAACCGUCCAACAAACGAAUCACAGAAAAAAGUAAUGUUCAACAGUCAGAAAACAGCAGUAACAGAAUCGUCGCUUCUGGACAAACGAUGUAAUGUUCGUGUAUAUACGCAGUGUAUCAGAAAAAAGCAGCAUGCAGAGGGUGUUGAGUGUCUGACGUGAAUAACUUACCGUGUCAAUUUAUUUUACAACUAUAGCAAAUGUGACUCAAGUGGAGCAAGCGCGAGACGAGAAAGAGUGAGAAAGAAAGGAAACUAGACUGCCAGUCUAAUCUAAACAAUCUCUAAUGGACUUCAUACUAUGCAGUAGGCUGCGGUUCCCGUGUUAAAAAGCUGGCGUUACAAAAAGGCUUCCCGACAUCGCGUCUGGUCAGCAUAAUGUGAUUAUUUUCGCGAGUCUGUUUACUUCGACUUAAGUCUGCACGCGCAACAGCAAUAUUCUUUACAGAUUGUGGUAGAUGUGUCAUCAACUUGGCCAACCUGACCUAUCGACAUGACUUUCUACUCAACGGUUGGACGUCAAUUCAUCGUAGCAAGUAAAGCUGUCUAACUUGACCAGGUUUUUAAUUCUUUCGAACAUUACAAACGGGUUUCAAACGGAUUUAGAUUCGCUAGCAUUAUGCUUCUUGAGUGUGUUGGUCGUGAGAGAUUGAAGAAGAUAUUGUUAAAGUGGCUUAAAAUCAUGCGGUGAUAGUGCAAUAGAAAAGAUUUUCAGGGGUGUCUUCGAAGUGCUUUAAGUGUAUAAAUAAACAUACUGAUCGUAAACACAACGAGUAUAGCGAAAUGCGAAGAACCUGUUGAUUACACAAAAGACGAUUUGAAAAUGACCAUCCCACUGUUAAUGGUACUUUAGUAGGGUACUGCAAAGAAGAACACCGACUCAAAGUGGUUUACUAAUAGUGUAGAGAUCUGUGUUUUCUUGGUUAUUAUUUAUGGGGAAGGCGUGCUAGAAAAGCAAGAAUUAGGAAACAGCAGGAAAAAUGUUGGGAGCACUUAAGCGUCGAUGGAGGACCACUCGAAGAUCUGUAUCUGCCGACAAUCAGUACGAGCCCGAUCGGGAAGGAUCAAACGAAAUUAUUCCUCCGCCUCGUUACAUCGAGUUCCUCAAGGCCGAACGCGAUGCUACCGAGGGGGAUACGAUUUCACCACCUCGAUACAUCGAGGUACGUCAAGGACGCAUCGUGCUAGAAUCCCACAAGUCCAAUGAGAUCGACAAUAAGACUGCCGGGGAGGAUUCCCUAGUUCGUAUUGCCAAAGAAAAACUGUACAUUGGAUCACCUAUCAUGCCGGAACCACCCGAUGACUACGAGCGGCCUUUGCUGAUAAACAGCCAACCGCAGUCUCCAGGACAUGAAUGUGUGAAACCAGGAGACCUGAGCAUCAAUUCUUCGUAUCGGUCGGAGUCCUGCAAAAAUACGGAUCUGCUGGAGGCCAGAAUAGCGGAACUAGAAGAUGCCUUAUUACGAUUGCAAGAUAGAGUAAACCAAAGUCAAUGUAACUCACCUACCUUGGAAAAGGAAAUUAAGGAACACUUGGAAAUAAUGAACAAAGUCAUCAAGACGAAAGACAGAAAAUCAAUGCAAGUUUGUCGGGAGCAUAAAACGUUACAGGCUCGUUUUCAACGCCAAGAAAGUAGUUUACUUGUUCUCCAAAGUGAGAAUAAAUCCUUACACCAAAGAGUCAAACAGUACGAAGCAUGUCUAGACGACAUAAUGCGAAAGGUAGUCGACGCCCUGGUGGCCGAGGAUAGCCUCAGGGAUGAGGUAACUAUUCUAAAAAACCGGGUACGAGAUUUGGAAGCACAGAAUGCUGCACUCACGUCAAGUCCCGCGAAAAGUCGAGACGAGGGUUAUUGCACCAUGAGCUCGGGUCAACCACAGCCGGUUCCGGAAGGACAUCUGGAGGAACUCCCAGAAGAACCGGAACAAUGGCUAGUAUCUGCCGAACCCUGUACUGCGGAGAUGGAAGACUGGAGCAUGUCUCAGGAUGAAUUGGCCACGGCAUUGGAAGAGGAUAGCCAUGAAUGGAUCUGGAAUUCAAGCUUCCUCACUACGACUGAAACGCAAACAGAAGACGUGUCAACGCUGUUGCAGGAACAAAUAGUGUAUUCCGAAGAUGAAGAAGUGACAUGCACCAACUUCACGAGGGAUUUCUAUAGACUCGUUAACAUAAAGUCUGAAAGCAAUCGUAGCCUACAAUCGCCGGUGCCGGCAGAUACCACGGCCAGCAGCAGCGACGAGAACGAAAGACUGACAAGCCCUACCCCCAGCGAGGCAGGCCAAGCUCAAGUUCAUAGUUGUUCCUCUAGUGAAUCGAGUGAUGUCAUAACAGAAAAAUAUGAUCCGACCUUGCCGUCAUUACCUCUAUUACCACACUCACUUUCGGCCGCAACCACAGAUUUGCUUCAAGAUGUUCUGAUCACCUGUCAUAAUCAACAACAACAACAACAACAGCAACAGCAAAUCAAUAGAAGGAAUAUCAAAGAUCGUGCUCAAACUACCUCCCCGACGUGGAGGCGCAGUAACGGGUGGCGACGAGUUCCUAGAAAAAGCCAUGAAACGCACAUCCCUGUCCCUAUAAACUCCAAGGAUCGUCUCAAAUCUCCACCACCGGUGCCGAUUCGAAGACACUGUGCCAGCUAGCCAGCUCUAUAUUUUGUAAACUAAGGUUUAAUCCCGAGCACGUCAAAAAAAAAACGAAACAGGUCUGACAUCGAUCAGGAAUUUGAUAGAACAACUUUAACUAAAAACUGUUGUUUGUUACAGCAAUGACAUAGGCUAGUUAGUAGUUUUAAGUCUGAAAUGUGAUAGUACGUUUAAUAUUGAAAACAGUAUAGUAGAAAAGCGAAAUUCCAUAAGAUCACUGCCAAUUUUGCAGAAACCUCAUAUCGUUUUUGUCAAGCGAACAAUUGUAUGAAAGCAUCAAUCAAAUUGCGGGACAAUAAAAACCAUACGAACAACAGUAAACACGCAAUCGAAUAAUCGAAUCUACCAAAAGCCGCUACCGUGCCUACGCGAUGUUGGCAUGACAGGCGUUACUAGACCGAGGUUGUGAUCUCCGCUAAACAUGCAAAUGCACCUUGAGCGAUAGCUUUUCCUUUCGUUUUGAUGGUGAUGUUAGUGAUGUUCAGUAGAAACACACAAAACGAAGGCUUGAAAUUUCACGGACAAUACAUUUUCCGAAGUUGAUUAGAUUGACAAAUGCAAAUGUAGAAGUUUGGCAGCGCAGUUCCUCAAACGCUGAUUGCUACUUAUUAAUCGUGUCUAGUUAUCCAUUUUCUUUAGAAUUUCAUGGCAUUCAAACUAGUAUAACUAGUUUAUUAUAGUUUCUCGAUGUGUUAUUAGAUCGUGGACACUGCAAAUUGUUUCACCCUAUCAUACUAUGAAAGUAGAACGUUAAAAGUCAUUAGAAUAGAGAAAAGUACAAAUGGAUCGUUAUACAUGAGAUAGGUAGCAGCGUUUGCAAUUAAAAUCACAAAUUCCAUAUCUUUCUGUACGCGUGGUUUCUUCCUUAAAAAAAAAAUAAUCAUUCUGUUUGUUAUUCGUUCAGAGGAGCUACCCGCGGAGUAUGUAAACAUCGGGAUGAGAGUCAAUAAAAUAAUUCAACAUUCACAAAAAAAAAUGUUUUCUGAAAUCUUUUAUAUGAAUUCUAAAUUAAAUUACAUGCUCCAAGCACCGAUGAGCAUUCGUUCGCACAUUUGCAUAAGGCGACCAAGAUUCAAAAUUGGGUUUCACUAAGUUUUUCCGCGGGGGAUAUGUGCGAAUGAUUGUAGAAUAGUCGUUGUUCGGAAUGUGCUAAUGCGUAGAAUAUAUAUUCAUCUCUCUUUUUGGAAAAGAACGUAUUUAUGACAUUUAACAAUAACCAACUGUUUAUACGAAGUAUCUACGAAUUACAAAU